Messenger RNA from Acanthaster planci (crown-of-thorns starfish), 2129 nucleotides. RefSeq lists its product as uncharacterized. Lineage: Eukaryota; Metazoa; Echinodermata; Asteroidea; Valvatida; Acanthasteridae. Gene Ontology annotation, molecular function: phosphoprotein phosphatase activity. The record is from RefSeq and is a predicted model, not a curated record.
AUGGCAAGGCUAAAGCAAUCGAUGACUUUGUCCACGUUUUGGUACCGGACAUUCCGGACCAACAGGCAGCAAAAAAAUACCCCUUUGUAAGUACCAUUCCUGUGAAGGAUUUAAGCGGAAACCCGGUCACGCAUCCAUCACCUGGAAUGGGUCAGAGUGAACCAAAAAGAGAUGGCCCUUGAUGUUUUCUACAUGGCACCUUGGUACACUGAGCAGAUUUUCACUGUGCUCUGGGCGAUCAUCGGCAUCUUUGUGGAUAAAGCUGUCCUGUAUUUUACUCAGUGUUUAUCGGAGCAAUUCCACAGGUAUGACCUAGUAGGAUGGUACCUGGGGCUUCUGAAGUACGCAAGCAAGGAAAUAUGUUUCAUCCUGAAGACCCUCUCUGAUCCUGAGAAUCUCCCAGCCAUGGUCUGCUGUGCACAUGGCAAAGAUCGGACAGGAGUUGUGAUAGCUUUGGUACUAAGCGUUCUAGGAAAAUCAGACGAGUAUAUCGCCGUGGAUUACAGUUUAUCUCAGAAAGGGCUGGAACCCAUCAUGCCUGAGCUGAAAGAGAAAACAAAACAUCCUCUCUCUGACGAUUCAUUUCUCCUGGCAGGGAAGGAAACAAUGCUUGAGGUUCUUAACACCACCAGAAAAAUUUUAGUGAAACACGUACAUGUAUAUGAAUAAACCCAGCAUGAUUCAAUCACAAAAGGUCAUCCAAAAGCACAACCCUUCUGGCAUUCUCACGGAUUACAUUUCAUGGAUAUUCCUUUUGUCUGUAUUGGUGACAAUUCUCACCGAACCUCAAUCUCUAGCUCAUAUUUGGACUAGACUCAGUUUUAUUUUUGCUGCCAGACAUCAUAACUUUACCAAAAACUUGGAAUGUGCCUUUCGUUGGAAUAAAGCUACGGACAUCAUUCUUUGAAAGGUUGAACAGCAAUGCCAAUGUUGAUUUUUCUAAUAAUUCAAACGUUCCUCGUGUUUUGAAUUCCUAGGUAUGGAAUACUUGGAAUCCAUCGGCUUUGGCAGGGAAGACCAGACCAAGUAGCGGCUGGCUCUUGCUUAAAACUGCCUCUCGCACUGGAUUCUUUGAAAAUUGACAUAGAUAUACCGCCCUUGCUAAAUUCAGUUUCAUUUGGCUGUUGGAAGGGAUGGCAUAAUUUUUACUCACAAAAUUGAUUCAAUUUCCAAAAAUUCAAUUCAAACAUGAACUGGAAACAAUGAGCUGAUAUUAGACUAUUCUAUUAACUUCAGGGCUUGGAAAAAUGGAACAUUCCAGAGACAAGUGGUCAGUAUAGUUUGCUAUUUCCGCACUUCAGUUUUAGCCUAUGACGCUAAACAGCAUUGGUACAACAUUUGAAAUUGUUAACCUUGUCCAGAAAAUUAAUCUGCACAAAUCGUGAAGGACACUUUUUUGUUGAGAAAGUCAGACUUAAACGGAAAUUCCAUCAAGAGCAGUACAAGACUUCUGGGAACAGAAUUCUAUUUUGGAUUGGCAUAAAGUUCUAGAACACAAGUUUUUCAUGCACAGACUUUGUAUGCAUUGACCCUCAGUGCUUUCAACCAAUGUAGGAUCACCGGUUAUAAAUAUGUUACGUAGUCCCUUUUUGAAAACGGUUCACUUUGUAAUAAAUGUACGGUUAUUAAACUGCUAAAUCAAAGGUUUUGCAAAAUAGCAUCACUUUAUGGAAUGGUAUAUUUAGCCUAAUGACAAAGUUUAUUUACGAUUAGGCAUUCAACAAAAAAACCCUCUUGUUUGAAUGAAAGUUGCCCAUUCACAUAGCCAUUUAGCCAAUGCUGCAGAGGGAAUCCCACAGCAAGCAGCUACUCCCCUCCCCCCAUCAGCCCAAACUGUAAAAUUAAUGUUCUUGUGACAACCCCCCCUCCACUUCACCACUAUUUACAUUGGUGGAAGUUUUUUAACCUACCUCCUAAAAAGUAAGGCCCUUCAUGUACUUACUUCAACUGCCAAGGUUAACCACAGUCCUGUACUUUUCCAAUUUGUUUUGAGAAACAGCGUCAAAGAGCUGGAACCAUUUCCUGGGACUUCAAAUUAAAGACUUCCAUUUGUCAGUGUUUUGCAAGUAGUGGCUUGACAGGUUCAAUUAGGCCUCUAGUGUUUGUUUGUUUUUUUCAAAAUAAACUUC